CACUCAAAGUCCAGUCCUCCUUCUUAAUGCUCCGUCUCUCCCUAUUCACUAAACCCCUGUCCUUGAUGUUUCCCUAAUUACUAUGACUCAAGACUGGGAAUGAACAGGCAACGGUAACUGGUGUUUUUACGCUAACCUGUGAGCUGUUGGUCGUCCUCCUUCAUUUCAUCGCACAUGCCAGACGUGUAAAAGGCAAGGUUGUUUCUGAAACUUGCAAUGUGAAAGGAACAGUGGAUCGCCUCUUACGGUUUUUUUUGUUGUUGUUUGUUUUUGUUUUUUUACCACUGGUUCUAUUCCAAGCUGCAGUCAUUUAACAGACGUUUUUAAGGAAGAGCAUCUGGCCACCAUGGACGAAGACUUGAACGUCACUGUUGAUCCGGCGUGUCUACAGUUGGAGGCUCCUCUGGCUCUGGACAUGAUAAUGCAGCUAGACACGUUUGGGCUUUCCCUCUAUUCCAUGCUCUCCUUCAUGUCCUUACUUACGCUGCUGCUGUACCUGGAGCAGUGUGUGUACAUUUACAAAAAGGUGCCUUAUCCCAAGAAGACAAUCAUUAUCUGGAUAAGUGGUGCUUCACCAGUCAUCGCCACCAUGGCCUGCUAUGGGAUGUGGGUUCCCCGAGCCGUUAUGAUCACAGACAUGACAUCAAACUGCUAUUUUGCAGUUGUGGUGUACAAGGUUCUGGUUCUGCUGAUUGAGGAGCUUGGAGGCAUGAGAGAUUUUCUACAACGAUUUUCUGGGAAAACCUUCAGGAUCAACACAGGACCCUGCUGUUGCUGCUGCGCCUGCUUACCUCGAGUAUCAGUGUCACGGGGGAUGUUAUUCCUGAUGAAGCUGGGAUCUAUGCAGUAUGCAAUCCUAAAAACCGUUUUCUCUGUCCUUUCUGUCAUUCUCUGGAUGAAUGGCACCUUUCACGUAACUAAUCUAAAAAUCAAUUCAGCAAUGAUUUGGAUCAACCCAUUCGUUGGUGUUCUCCUCGUCAUCUCCAUUUGGCCUAUUGGUAUCGUCUUCAUGAACACCAAAAUCCUAAUGCGCAGUCUGAAAAUUAUUCCCAAGUAUGCUCUGUACCAACUCACACUUAUCCUGAGUCAGCUCCAGACAUCCAUCAUCAACAUCCUGGCCCUGAAUGGACGCAUCGCCUGCGCCCCUCCCCUCUCCUCUUACGCUCGCGGAGCCAUGUUGAGUCAGCAGAUAUUGAUUAUGGAGAUGUUCAUCAUCAGCCUCUUCACCCGGUCUUUGUACCGCAGAAUGUAUGACCCACUUCCCCCUGAGGAGCACGACAAUGAGCAGAACGACAAGGCGGCCCUGAAGGCUGCUCUGGAGGAGCACGACGUUUGAAAGAGGAAGACGGAAUGUCAGCACCCGUGUCUGACAUGAAUAUAGGAGGCGUAUAAGUUAGAAAAUUUGAUAUUUUCAUGUUUUACCUGAACAUGUUUAAGGAAAGGGUGCUUAUUAUUUAUCGAGUAAUUUUAAAAACAACUUACAGGGCACUUUUCAAAGUGAAUUGUUUGUAGUUUGUUAUCUUUGUAUUUAGGUGAUGGAAUUUUCUUUCUUCAUAAUUAUAAUGGGGAAUUACUUCUGAGUAUAUUUGAGUCCCCCCUACAACCAAACACAAACCCACUACCCCAAUACCACUACUAUGAGAAAAAAAACUGUAACUUUUCAGUCACUAAUUUAUCAGACCAACUAAAAAUGUUGUUUGUGUAUUUAGUUUUGAACUUUACGAAUAUAAUUUUUUAGACGCCUCAGUUGGAUUUGAGUAUUUUUCAGAUUUUCAGCUAGACAUGAUUACCUUUGGGUCAUAUUAUUGAAAAAACACACUGUGGCAUUUAGUUACUGACCAACCUCAGCCUUAUAUCUUCGCAAAGUUCGUACUCAAAAGAUAACUUGUUUCGUGGGCAGCUCACUUUAUGACUUCAUGGUGAAUGUUGCCUCCCCCAGGACAUGCUGCCCAGGGCAAAAAGCCAUCUCACUCAUGUCAAAAACACCCAUUAAGGUUCAGGGGAACAGUAUUUUUGGCCAAUCAAAAUAUUGAUCUACUGGAUUCUUUUGCCUUUUUCCUUCUUAUGUAAAUUUCUCUCAAAUAUUAAGCGAUAUUGACGUCUUUUUUUGAAGUUCAUAAACGGACAACAUUUGGGUUUACAUUUGAAUAAAGAUGACUUAUCUAAAAUGUAUUUAUAUUUAGUUAUGUGCCUGAGUGUCUGCGUCAGUAAGAAAAUGUGACUAUGAGGUGCGAUCUAAAAUGGCGACUAAUUUUGUAUCAAAGUGGAAAAUGUACUAAAAAACUUUUGUUUUUUUUAUUUUAUUUGUUCAUUAAAGUUUAA
Messenger RNA from Poecilia reticulata (guppy), 2322 nucleotides. RefSeq names its product organic solute transporter subunit alpha-like. Lineage: Eukaryota; Metazoa; Chordata; Actinopteri; Cyprinodontiformes; Poeciliidae. The record is from RefSeq and is a predicted model, not a curated record.